Gongylonema pulchrum is the source of this 675-nucleotide messenger RNA. The record is from the annotation of a GenBank genome assembly. Lineage: Eukaryota; Metazoa; Nematoda; Chromadorea; Rhabditida; Gongylonematidae.
AUGUUAGUAUUACUGCUAAUAAAUGCAUUAUUCAAUGCUAUUACAAGAACAGUCUAUGGCGAAAUCGCAACGAUGGGUCGUCAACCGUUGGGCAUCAAUCCAACCCUGUAUGAUUCGAAAGUGGAUCCAAUUAUGCAGCUAGAUGAAAUGACUUUUAACGAUACUGUCUUCUGUAAGCAGUCAACGGCGGAUGACUGCACUGCAUACGUCGUCGAGUUUUACUCGGAUUGGUGCGGACAUUGUCGAGCUUAUGCACAGACGUACAAAUCACUGGCUCAUGAUAUCCAUGGAUGGGAUAAAGUUGUCCGAGUGGCUGCAAUGAACUGCGCCGAUCCACUGAACGAUGCAACCUGUCAAGCUAACGGUGUCCUCUUCUUCCCGUAUAUCAGGUAUUUUCCACGAAAUUCAUCCAGCCCAGAAUAUGGUCUGUCACUGAAGCCGAUGCCGACGGUUUCUGAAAUGCGCGGCAUUAUCACCGAAUCGAUUCUGCUUAUACUUGAUAUGUCCAAAUAUUCGGAUCGACUGGUGGCUCGCCGAUGCUUGAAAUCUCAUCCGUUGGCAGACGCUCUGCAUAUCAGGGAUUUUCCCACUUUGGCAAUUUUCAAGCGGGAGCAGAGGACACCGCUGCUGGUCGCCGAGUACGGUUUUUUUUUCCUGAACAUUAUCAGUGCAUAA